AUGUUGUCGUCUCAUUCCUCUCCAUGUUCAGAUGUUUGUUGUUCGGAUGUUUGUGUUCCAAGUUUUAAUAAAAACAAUGUUGUUGGAGAAGAAAUAAUACCAGAACAACAACAAAAACAUUUAAAUGAACAAAACAUAUUUCAACAAAAACAUCAACAACAACAACAUGUUUCGAUUAGAGAAAAUGAAAACAACAACAUAAACAACGCAAUAAACUGUUGUUGUUGUUUACAAAACCAACAACAAUGUUUUGUUGGAAAUGAACAAUUAUUGAGUGCUGCAACAUUAUCAAAACAUGAAGAAUUGCUUAGACAACAACAACAAAAAAUUGCAGAAUUACAAAAAGAAUUGACUCGUUCACAAAUAGGUUUACAAAAACAUCAACAAAUGUUGGGAGAAGCUAGAAAAGAGUCCCAACCUAGAGAUCCGGAAACUGGAAUAAUUUUUGGGCAGGUUGAAUAUUGGCUUGGACAAUUAAUAAAUACCCAUAGAGAACAACAAUUAACGUUGGAGAGACAAAUAAAUGGGCAAAAAGCCUUAGUUUGUGCUGAGCAAAAACUUCAGGAAGAAUUACAUACAGAACAAGCAGUUCAAGAUAUUUGUAGAUUAAUUGGGCAAGAAUCAAAAACAGCAUUGUUAAUUGUUCGGCUUUUGAGGCGUUAUCAGCUUGAACAUAAUAGUAGUCUAUUAAAUAGUAAUACAACAACAACAAACCAAACAAACCAACAACAACCUCUCUUAAAUUAUUCUCCAAACAAUAACCUUUUAUUACAACAUUCCGAACAUUCAUUAAAUACUCAAGAAGAACAAAAUUUAGUUGAAACAACAACAACAAAACAUAAGAGAAAAGUUGGGAAACAUUCAAACAAAGAAAAACAUCAAAACAUUAACAACAUAACAAUGUUUAAACGCAAAGGAGGUGUCCGAAGUAAAUCUGCAUUGGAAGGUUUAAUUUCAAACGAACAUACAAAAGAUGUUUUUAAACGUUCGAGUUGUGAAUGUUUUGACAACAACAAUAUUAAUAAUCAGAAACGGCCAAACUCAUCUUUGGGUAAAUGUUUUUAUGUGUUUAAUAUGUUUUCCGGAAAACAUGAAUUAAUUUUCCGGAAAUUUACUGAAACAUAUUAUUAUUUAAUUUUUCCGGAAAGUAUAACUUUCCGGAAAUAA
This is a messenger RNA of Meloidogyne enterolobii, 1167 nucleotides long. The record is from the annotation of a GenBank genome assembly. NCBI's taxonomy places the organism in Eukaryota, Metazoa, Nematoda, Chromadorea, Rhabditida, Meloidogynidae.